Messenger RNA from Lepus europaeus (European hare), 2213 nucleotides. RefSeq names its product ETS variant transcription factor 4 (gene ETV4). Gene Ontology annotation, cellular component: nucleus. Gene Ontology annotation, molecular function: DNA-binding transcription factor activity, RNA polymerase II-specific; sequence-specific DNA binding. Gene Ontology annotation, biological process: cell differentiation; regulation of transcription by RNA polymerase II. NCBI's taxonomy places the organism in Eukaryota, Metazoa, Chordata, Mammalia, Lagomorpha, Leporidae. The coding region runs from base 115 to 1581 and encodes 488 amino acids. The record is from RefSeq and is a predicted model, not a curated record. The transcript has 13 exons.
CGGAGCGGCCUGGGGACAUGCUCCGGACCCCCCGCAGCUCCAGCACCGACGCCCCGGCCUCAGGUCUCUGCCCCCGCGCGGGGCCCCGGCCGCGCGGCCGGAGGGAGCGGCCGGAUGGAGCGGAGGAUGAAAGGCGGAUACUUGGACCAGCAAGUGCCCUACACCUUGUGCAGCAAAUCGCCCGGAAAUGGGAGCUUGCGAGAAGCGCUGAUGGUCCCGCAGGGAAAGCUCAUGGACCCGGGCUCCCUGCCGCCCCCCGACUCCGAAGAUCUCUUCCAGGAUCUAAGUCACUUCCAGGAGACGUGGCUUGCUGAAGCUCAGGUACCAGACAGUGAUGAACAGUUCGUUCCUGAUUUCCAUUCAGAAAACUUAGCUUUCCACAGCCCCACCACCAGGAUCAAGAAGGAGCCCCAGAGCCCCCGCACAGACCCGGCCCUGUCCUGCAGCAGGAAGCCGCCACUCCCCUACCACCAUGGCGAGCAGUGCCUUUACUCCAGUGCCUAUGACCCCCCCAGACAAAUCGCCAUCAAGUCUCCCGCCCCCGGUGCCCCUGGACAGUCGCCCCUGCAGCCCUUUCCCCGGGCGGAACAGCGGAGUUUCCUGAGAGCCUCCGGCGCCUCUCAGCCCCACCCCAGCCAUGGGUACCUCGGGGAGCACAGCACACCCAGCUCCGUCUUCCAGCAGCCCCUGGACAUGUGCCACUCCUUCACAUCUUCUCAGGGUGGGGGUCGGGAGACCCUCCCAGCCCCCUACCAACACCAGCUGUCGGAGCCCUGCCCACCCUACCCCCAGCAGAGCUUCAAGCAGGAAUACCAUGACCCCCUGUAUGAACAGGCGGGCCAGCCAGCUGUGAGCCAGGGCGGGGUCAGCGGGCACAGGUACCCAGGGGCGGGGGUAGUGAUCAAACAGGAACAGACGGACUUCGCCUACGACUCAGAUGUCCCUGGGUGUGCCUCCAUGUACCUCCACAGUGAGGGCUUCUCCGGGCCCUCCCCAGGUGAUGGGGCCAUGGGCUAUGGCUAUGAGAAACCUCUGCGACCAUUUCCAGAUGAUGUCUGCGUUGUCCCUGAGAAAUUUGAAGGAGACAUGAAGCAGGAAGGGGUUGGCGCAUUCCGAGAGGGGCCACCCUACCAGCGGCGGGGUGCUUUGCAGCUGUGGCAGUUUCUGGUGGCCCUGCUGGACGAUCCAACCAAUGCCCAUUUCAUUGCCUGGACGGGCCGGGGGAUGGAGUUCAAGCUCAUUGAGCCUGAGGAGGUUGCCAGACUCUGGGGCAUCCAGAAGAACCGACCGGCCAUGAACUAUGAUAAGCUGAGCCGCUCACUCCGAUACUAUUAUGAGAAAGGCAUCAUGCAAAAGGUGGCUGGCGAGCGGUACGUGUACAAGUUCGUGUGUGAGCCGGAGGCCCUCUUCUCACUGGCCUUCCCGGACAAUCAGCGUCCCGCUCUUAAGGCUGAGUUUGACCGGCCAGUCAGUGAGGAGGACACAGUCCCGUUGUCCCACCUGGACGAGAGCCCCGCCUACCUCCCAGAGCUGGCCGGCCCUGCCCAGCCCUUUGGCCCCAAGGGUGGCUACUCUUACUAGCGGCCAGCGGCUUCUCCCCUGCUGUGGAUGGGUGCUGCUCUGUGUACAUAAGGCUGAACGUGCUGUCAGGGAAAACCCUCGCUCUGACACCCACAGAUGUCUCCGAGGCAGAUCUCACUGUCCUGUCAGUCAACCCGGCCCAGACUCUCAACUGCCCACCAGUCUUUGGGAAGGAAGCAAGUCUGCAGGUGCAAUCCUCCGCUGGGGCUUUUACUUCUGCUCCGAGGAGUUCGGCCCAGCCUCCUCCUAGGGCCUGCUUAGCGGCCCAAGCCCUGCUCCCUUUCCCCCACCAGAGAACAAGCCUUUGUUCUGUCUUGGGGGCAGAGGGAGCUUCCCAACUCCUAUCUUGGCAGGGGGACGAGGGGGCUCAUUGAGCUCUGCAGGUCUCCUGCCAUGGGGAGAUCCAAGCCUGGACUCGACUCCGCCCCAAGCCAGGCCUGGGGGGCCCUGAUCGUCAGUUCUUGGUGCUCUGUGUUUCCAGAGGCAGGGGGAGGGUGGAAGAAACCUUGGAUGGAGGGGUGCAGGGUGGAGGAAAGGAGGGAGGAAAAGGGCUCCUGCCCCAAGGAGCCCUUUUCCUAGGCUCAAGCCUGGGAUUUCACCUCCACCCCAGCCACAUCUGCCAGCUCUUAAUA